Capronia epimyces CBS 606.96 is the source of this 516-nucleotide messenger RNA. RefSeq names its product small subunit ribosomal protein S12. The record is from RefSeq and is a predicted model, not a curated record. The coding region runs from base 1 to 516 and encodes 171 amino acids. Gene Ontology annotation, biological process: translation. Gene Ontology annotation, cellular component: small ribosomal subunit; ribosome. Lineage: Eukaryota; Fungi; Ascomycota; Eurotiomycetes; Chaetothyriales; Herpotrichiellaceae. The transcript has 2 exons. Gene Ontology annotation, molecular function: structural constituent of ribosome.
AUGCCUCCCGUACCGUCCAUGACGGCUCUGCACGCCCUCCGAGCCUUAACACGGCUCACGAUUUCGAAACCCAAACCCGGCCUUCCUUUCGCCCGGCCAUCCCGGUCAUUCACGACGUCGCCCUCUCCGUGGAUGACACUGAACCAAGUACGGGCACGGCCUCGGCAGCCCAAGAAAGCCCGACACGCCGUGUCGCCGGCGCUGGCGUCCUUGAAACGACCGGAGAUGAAAGGGGUGUGUCUGAAAGUCGGCAUCACCAAGCCCAAGAAGCCCAACUCGGGCCAGCGCAAGACCGCAAAGGUCCGACUGUCUAGUGGCAGGGUGGUGAGCGCCUAUAUCCCCGGCGAGGGACACAAUGUCCAGCAACACAGUGUCGUGCUUGUCCGAGGCGGAAGGAGUCAGGAUUGCCCCGGGGUGCGCUAUCACCUGGUCCGAGGAGCAUUUGAUUUGGGUGGUGUCCCCAGCCGAGCGACCAGCAGGUCGAAAUACGGCACGAAGAAGCCUAAGACGGAUUAG